Molecule: messenger RNA, 1398 nt
Organism: Rodentolepis nana
Lineage: Eukaryota; Metazoa; Platyhelminthes; Cestoda; Cyclophyllidea; Hymenolepididae
Source: the annotation of a GenBank genome assembly
AUGGCACUCAGUGCAGUGAAAACAACCUUAGAAAGGGUCUUAGAUAAGGAUCUGUCGGAUUUAGUUAGAGGAAUAAGGGCUCACAAAGAUAAUGAGGCGAAAUACAUUAAUGAAUGCAUUGACGAAAUAAAAAAUGAGAUAAAGACAGGAAAUAUAUCAUCCAAAGCAAAUGCUAUUAACAAACUAACUUAUCUCCAAAUGCUUGGAUAUGAUAUGUCCUGGGCUGCAUUUAAUGUUAUCGAAGUCAUGAGCAGCUCAAAGUUUUCUUUUAAGCUGCUUCACAAUCGUUCGGUGAACAAACAGACGUUCUUAUGCUUGCGACUAAUCUUAUUAGAAAAUGGAAAACUUUAUGAUACCAGCGUUGCUCUUUCUGGAUUUUCAUGUUUUGUGACCACUGAUUUGGCUAAGGAUUUAUGUGAUGAUAUUUUAGCUCUAACCAUGUCUCCCAAGCCCUACAUUGCCAAGAAAGCAAUCCUCUUGUUGUACAAAAUUUUCUUAAAAAAUCCCGACGCCUUGAGAGCAGCUUUUCCGCGCUUGAAAAAGAAGUUAGAAGACCCUGAUCCUGGCGUUCAAUCUGCUGCUGUAAAUGUUAUAUGCGAAUUAGCUCGCAAAAAUCCACAAAAUUAUCUCUCUCUGUCACCUAUAUUUUUCAAUCUCAUGACAACCUCGACCAAUAAUUGGGUGCUUAUUAAGAUUAUUAAAUUGUUUGGAGCUCUUACACCGCUUGAACCUCGUUUGGGCAAGAAAUUGAUCGAACCUCUGACAAACCUUAUUCAUAACACAUCUGCAAUGUCUCUGCUCUACGAAUGUAUCAAUACUGUGCUCUCUUUCUCUCUCUCUCGUGUGUGUGUGUGUGUGUGUGUGUGUGUUUUAUUUCUCUUGAAAUAUUUGGGCCUCUUGGCCAUGGGCAAGAUUCUACGUCACCACCCCAAGAGUGUGCAAGCCCACAAGGAUCUCAUUCUUGCCUGUCUUGACGAUCGCGACGAGUCGAUUCGUCUUCGAGCGCUUGAUCUCCUCCACGGCAUGGUUUCCCGAUCCUCUCUCGUAGAAAUUGUUCGCAAUCUGGUUCGACAUCUCUCCAGUGAGGACAUUGGACUGCACUUCAGGGGGGAAUUGAUUGCAACCGUGGUGAAAGUUUGCUCUCAAGAGAAUUAUCAAUACUCACUGCGGUUAUUGAUGGCUAUCUUCAAUUUUCUUUCUGACGGACGAUUACCCGCUUUACUUGCUUUAUUGUUCUGCUGCACUAAGAAGGCUAAUCGGCCAUUUCGGAAAGGUGUUUUUUUCUUAAGGGGUAGGGCCACUGCUCAUCUCAAAUUACAAAGAAGGUGGAGACUGUUGCAUGGAAAAAUGCGUAUUGGUGGCGAACACACGGUGCUCUCGUUUUUUGAGGAGUCAUGA